AUGUGUUCUCCAAGUAUUCAAAAGGAUAUUGUUGAUUCUUGUGCUAAGGAAACAAUCAAAUCUAUUCUUGAAGAUUUAGAUGGGGAUUAUUUUGGGAUACUAGUCAAUGAAUCAAAGGAUGUAUCACACAAGGAGCAAAUGACACUUGUUUUGAGAUAUGUUAACAAACAAGGAGAAGUGAUAGAACGAUCUGUUGGUAUUAUUCAUGUUAGUGAUACAUCUGCUUGUUCAUUAAAGGAAGCAAUAUACUCUUUUCUUUCAGAUCACUCAUUAAGUCCAUCGCAAAUACGUGGGCAAGGUUAUGAUGGAGCUAGCAAUAUGCAAGGACAUCUAAAUAGUCUUAAAACUUUGAUUAUAAAUGAGACUCCAUCGGCAUAUUGCAUUCAUUGUUUUGCCCACCAAUUGCAGUUAACACUAAUGGCUCUUGCAAAGAAGGAUUCAAAUGUAGAUGACUUUUUUUGCUUAGUUACUAAUGUGUUAAAUAUUGUUGGAGCAUCUUUUAAGCGUAGAGAUUUACUUCGAAAACACCAAGCCGAACAGUUAGAGAAGUUGCUCAUAUCAGGGGAAGUGCAUAUUGGGCGAGGAUUAAAUCAAGAACGUGGGCUUCAGCGGCCAGGUGAUACUCAUUGGGGUUCUCAUUGUAGAACAUUAGAUAAUCUUAUUGUUCUAUUUCCAUCAGUUAUUCAUGUGCUUGAAUUUACUGGAUGUGAGUGUCCAAACUAUACUGAUAGACUUCUUGCUAAAACUCUUGUGGAUACGAUUAAGAAAUUUGAUUUUGCCUUUAUGUUGCACUUGAUGUGGAAAGUUCUUAUGAUGACAAAUGAAUUGAACUUCUCAUUACAAAUGAUGGAUCAAGAUAUUGUCAAUGCUAUGGGAUUUCUUGCUCUUACAAAGCAAAGAUUACAAAAUAUGAGGGAUAAUGAAUUCGAAUCAUUAAUGAAUGAUGUCUCUUCUUUUUGUGAUAAACAUGAUAUAGUCAUUCCGGAGAUGGAUGCUAGCUACUUUCCUGGGAAGUCAAAGCGUAAAGCUCUUGAUUUUACAUAUUCUUAUCAUUUGUGUGUUGAAAUAUUUUAUGAUGUUAUUGAUUUGCAUCUUCAAGAGCUUAAUAAUCGUUUUGAUGUUGUGAGUACUGACUUACUUCUCGGUAUGGCUAGUUUGAAUCCAGUUAAUUCAUUUGGUAGUUUUGAUAAGGGUAAGAUAAUGAGGUUGGCUGAAUAUUAUAUGAAUGAGUUUGACAGCAACAAGCUUCGAGAUCUCAGUUUUCAGCUUGAUAGUUUUAUAGUUUAUGUAUGUGGUUCUGACAAGAGGUUCUUCAACUUGAAGGGAAUUAGUGAUCUUGCUAAAGUAUUGGUCAAGUCAGAUUUGCAUCAAAUUUGGCCACUUGUUUAUUUGCUUAUCAAGUUGACUCUCAUUCUUCCCGUUGCUACUGCUUCUGUGGAACGAGUUUUCUCAUCCAUGAAGUACAUUAAAAAUGAACUUCGCAAUAGUAUUGGUGAUGAAUUUUUGAAUUGUUGUUUAGUUUGCUAUGUAGAGCGAAGUGAGCACCCACAACCUUUAAAUCCUGGAUCCGCCACUGUUUCUGAGCGUCUUUGA
Molecule: messenger RNA, 1593 nt
Organism: Solanum verrucosum
Lineage: Eukaryota; Viridiplantae; Streptophyta; Magnoliopsida; Solanales; Solanaceae
Exons: 2
Coding region: 1-1593 (530 amino acids)
Molecular function (GO): protein dimerization activity
Source: RefSeq, a predicted model, not a curated record